GAAAGUUCAUGAAGUUUCUUCUGAUCUUCUUCCUCACCUUGUACAUCUGCAGCAGUUGUGUGCAAGGAAAGCUCGUCCAUGCCAUCUAUAAGACGAGAAAAGUAUCACCACCGCGUCGUUACAAUCCUAGGCGAUUCGUCCCUCGUGGACGGGGCAUAAGUCUUUGAGCUCGAGCAUGGUUUUUCCCAUUUGACAUCUUAAUUUGGUCAUUGGCUUUGAAUUUGUUAAUAAAACAUUAAGCUCA
This is a messenger RNA of Cylicocyclus nassatus, 244 nucleotides long. NCBI's taxonomy places the organism in Eukaryota, Metazoa, Nematoda, Chromadorea, Rhabditida, Strongylidae. The record is from the annotation of a GenBank genome assembly.